GCGUGAACUACACGUAAUAAGUGAAAUUGUCUGAUGUACGCAGACUGGCGGCGAUGUAUUAUACUAACACGCGAGAUCGUUUAUCAGUUACCUCGUCAGCUGUUGGGUUUAUUAAAAAUGACACGCAGGACUAGUAUCCCGUACAAGUCAAAUUUAGUCCUUACAAACAUUGAACAAGUGUAACACGUUUACUUUCCUCCUUUAUGACAAUCUGGUCACACUUGCACUAAACGACGAAUUUAAGUCCAUUUCAGUUAUCUGCGAUUUGUUGUUUACAUAAUUUAUCGUUUCAACAAAAGAAACCAGAUUCAACCGCAACUAAAAUUUAAAAAAUAUAAAAUUAUAUAUAAAACAUUAACACCAUUUAGCAUAAGUAUAUUCAUUAAUCAAAUAAAUUAACCCAUUUAGAUUGACAGUGAAAGUUUUAAGAUGAUGUCGAGUGUGAGAACUUUGAGGCAGGCAGUUAUGCCCAUUGUGUGGCUCAAUUGUAUAUUUUGCAUGGGUAUAUUUGAAAUACCUAUAAAACGUCCACGAUAUUUUCUAAGUGCUUUUUAUGCUAUUACAAUAUUAACUGGAUAUUUUGUUUUGAUUUGCAAAGAAAUUCACAUUUUCCAAAAAAUACUCAUUCAAGAAUUUGUGGUAUUUUAUUUUGCCCUGGGAGUCAACAUUUUUGUUGCUGUCUUGGCUGUAAUUCAGUUCUGGCGGAAAACGGAGAAAGUGGAUAACAUAAUUAAGAGGAGUAGUAUGGCAGACGAUACUUUAGAAGCAUUGGGCAUAAAAUCAGAGUAUCAGAAAACCUUCCGCAAUAUUCUGGUUAUUGUAGUUAUCUGGAUAGUAGGCAUGCUAACAUUAAUCGUCAUAUAUGUAACAUUUAUGUAUCGCGAUGUUAAACAAUGGGAUCUCAUUAGUACCAAUAUAUGCAUAUGUUUUCCGAUUGUGAUGAAUUCUGUGGUGGAUCUCACUUUUUCUUCACUUAUCAGUUGUGUUCAAAUGAAAUUUCAAAAGAUAAAUACUCUAACCAACAAUGCAGUGGUUUAUGUAAAUGAAUCGAAAAUCUUCAAGAUUCAUAAUCGGUACGAUAAGACGUCUGUUGCAUUUGUAAUGGCAAACUAUAAAAACGACAAAGACAAGGUAAUGCGUCUCAUUCAAACAUUAAGACACUUACAUUUGGAAUGUACGAGGAUAGCACGGCACAUUAAUCGUUCUUAUUGUGUGCUACUUCUGCUCGAAUUGGCAGUCCAUUUCACGGUUGUGACAACGAAUGCUUACUGUUUGUAUCGUGCAUUUUUUGGCCAGUUAAGCAUAACAGUUACCAACGAACAGAUUAUCACCAUGUCGGUAUCGGCAUGCAUUUAUUCAUUUAAAAUUAUAUUAAUAAAUUGGCUUUGCACGUGUGUGUCAACUGAGGCAUAUAAAACCGGCGAAAUUAUACAAUCUAUUGAAGGGUCUAUUAUGGAUGAUGAUAUGAGGGAAGAGAUUCAUCAAUUUGCACAACAAAUAGUGCUUAAUGAAUUAAAAUUUACCGCUACAGGUUUCUUUACAAUUGAUAAUACUCUUACUGGCAAGUUCUUUGCCACGGUCGCAACUUAUGUAGUUAUUUUAAUACAAAUAAACACAUCCAUAUAACAUAUUGACAUGUGAGAUGAGAAUUCAAACAUAUUAUAAAUAACAAUUUUCCAUUAAUAUUGUUACUUUAAGUAACAGAAGUAUUCGAAAGAGUUUAUACUAAAAACUUAUUUAAAUUAUUAUUCUUUAUAAAUGUAUGUAUUUAAUGAAGAAGUAAAAUUUUCCAAACGUGUUAAAGUGUACGUAUUUAAGUAAUUAAGAGAAAUUUUUUAAUAUUAUACAAACUCAUUUAGAAAAAUUUUGUUAAUUUUAUUUCUCCUAUAAUCUCAUUCUCUUCUGCAAUCUGUCAUCCGUUAUCACGUCUCAAAUAGUAUAAAAGCACUAUAUCAAACAAACGCAACUAUCCCAACAAUUAUAAUAAUAUGAUGUUUCAUCGUUUAAAUUUAUUAAACAUAUUAUGCAAUUGUACGUACAGUAUAAUCUCGCUAAUCUAGCUCUUCGAUCAUACAACACAUUUAAUAAUCUAGUGAGCUUUCGCGGCCUCCUACAAUAAAAUUUUAAGACGUAAGAUUUCAUUAAUUGACCAACAGUUGAAUAUGAGGCGAAUAAUCGACUGCGACUCGUCACUUUCUUGCAAAAAGAUAAACAUCCUUUAAAUAUAAAACUAUUUUUCUAAACAA
This is a messenger RNA of Vollenhovia emeryi, 2246 nucleotides long. RefSeq names its product putative gustatory receptor 28b. The coding region runs from base 430 to 1626 and encodes 398 amino acids. Gene Ontology annotation, cellular component: membrane; axon; dendrite. Gene Ontology annotation, biological process: sensory perception of taste. NCBI's taxonomy places the organism in Eukaryota, Metazoa, Arthropoda, Insecta, Hymenoptera, Formicidae. The transcript has 7 exons. The record is from RefSeq and is a predicted model, not a curated record.